Molecule: messenger RNA, 1317 nt
Organism: Coccinella septempunctata (seven-spotted ladybird)
Lineage: Eukaryota; Metazoa; Arthropoda; Insecta; Coleoptera; Coccinellidae
Product: dnaJ homolog subfamily A member 1-like
Exons: 1
Coding region: 91-1275 (394 amino acids)
Biological process (GO): protein refolding
Cellular component (GO): cytosol; cytoplasm
Molecular function (GO): Hsp70 protein binding
Source: RefSeq, a predicted model, not a curated record
CAACAGCAUCAUCUGUGACUUCCGUCACCAAAAUUCAAGUGACACCAAUGUUGCACAAACCAGCCUCCAGCCCGCCAUCCUGGAGAUCAAAUGGUCCACGAAACCGAGUUUUAUGACAUCCUAGAAGUCCAGCCAAACUGCACAGAUGAGGACCUCAAGAAGGCAUACAGGCGACUCGCCCUACAAUAUCACCCCGACAAGAACCCCGAAGGGGGGGACAGAUUCACCAGGAUCUCCCAGGCCUACGAAGUGCUCUCCGACCCCCAGAAGAGGGCGAUUUACGAUGAGGGCGGAGAGCAGGCCCUCAAAACCGGUGGUGGACACACCUACUCCAACCCUAUGAACCUCUUCGAUAUGUUCUUCAACGCUGGUACUUCCAGUAGACGGAGGAGCGAAAGGAGUCGCAGGGAUAUCAUCCAAGAGUUGGCUGUCAGCCUCGAGGAGCUGUAUAGUGGGGCCAACAAGAAGAUAACGAUCAAAAGGAACGUGCUUUGUGAUAAGUGUAAGGGGAAGGGAAGCAUCAGUGGUAAGACUCAGAAGUGUAAGAUUUGUGAUGGUCAUGGGGUGGUUAUAAGGACCACUGAGGUGGCUCCAGGUAUGAUCCGUCAAACCCAAAGGUUAUGCAGGGAAUGCAACGGUUCUGGUGAGCAGGUUGACCCUAAAGACUUAUGCAAAAAGUGUAACGGUAGGAGAGUGAACGAAGUAUCCAAAAACUUGACUGUGAAGGUUGAGAAAGGGAUGUUGGACGCUCAAAAAAUCAUAAUGAAGGGUGAGGGUAACGAAGAACCUGACAAGGAACCAGGCGACAUAAUCAUAAUUCUAGACGAGAAAGAACAUCCAGUUUUCUCUAGAUCUGAGGAAGAUCUACUAAUGAGGAUCGACAUACAGCUCAUAGAAGCACUGUGUGGCUUCCAAAAAACCUUCAAAUCUUUGGAUAAUCGGGAUUUACACAUAGCCGUUCCCAAAGGUACAGUCAUGAAACAUGGAGACAUCAAAUUGAUCUCGGACGAGGGUAUGCCUUACUUCCAAAAUCCAAGUGACAAAGGCCGACUCAUCAUCCAGUUCUUCGUGGAGUUUCCCGAAACGCUUCCAGAAGAGAUAACCGCAGAUUUGGAGAGGAUUCUGGGGCCUAGGCCUUCUAUAAAGGUUCCGAGUAAGGCUAAGAACUGCGUUCUGGAAACUUUCGAUCCUGAGGUUGAGGCUAAAAGACACCGUUCCCAGAGAAUGAUGGAUUCCGAUGAUUCCAUACAAGAGUUACAAUGUGCAACCAGUUGAGUGUGAGAUGUCUGUCGAAAUAAACCAUUUGAAAUAGGUUUU